Molecule: messenger RNA, 3060 nt
Organism: Histoplasma mississippiense
Lineage: Eukaryota; Fungi; Ascomycota; Eurotiomycetes; Onygenales; Ajellomycetaceae
Exons: 8
Coding region: 1-3060 (1019 amino acids)
Source: RefSeq, a predicted model, not a curated record
AUGUAUUUCCCGGGGGAACGGGCUCAGAAAGGUGAAGGGAAAAAGAGCAAGAGAACAGAGGAGGAGGAAGAGGAAGAAGAGAACCGCCGCCGCAGUAAGAGCAAGAGCACAGGCCGCCGGAGCAAGAGCAACCAAGUUGAAGAGGAAGAGGAAGAGGAGGACCGCCGUCGCAGUAAGAGCAAGCAGAGAAUCCGCUCCUGCCCCCCAGCAUUUCCACCAAGCAACGGCAUAAUCGCUCUUGUUGCUUGGAGAUUUGGGAUCGCUUUGGAUGAGUUGAGAUUUUUAUUGGCAGCGACUCUGGAGCUAAAUUAUAUCGAGCUAGCGCAAAAUAAUCGCGGUUCGACCAUGGACGGUACUUCUAUCGGUUCAGCCCAGAAAAAGAAGCACAACAUGCUCGGACGCUUGAAGACUGCAUCGAGAGGGCGAAGCAGAGACAAAGAUGCACAUCUUGCUGCACCAGAGCCAAGUACUUCAAAUGACCCCACUAAUCUAGACACAAAGAGCGGCUCAGUCGAUCCCACGACGGACAAUUCUGAGAAUGACGACCGUGAUGCAAAGGAUCAUUGGCAGAUGGCGUACAACGCCUUAAGCGAGAGCGACCGGAACACUUUGGCAACACUUCUCCCAGCGAUGGCAACCGAGCAUCCGGACGCUGGCCGUUUACGGACCAAGGACAUAGUGGACCAAGUAGUCAAGACAACAAAGAUGCAGUACCAGGAGUACCAGAAAAGGGAAGUCGGCAUUCGAGCAACAGCCCACAAGAUACUGAAUUCCGCGCUAUCCUAUCAAGAUGUUGUCAAUAAUAUUGUGAAAUUUGAUCCAACUGGCAACCAUGCAGACCUUUGGGAUGCUCUUUUCAACUCUUCUGAGUACCUGGCAGACCUGCUGACCCGUUGUGCUCUCAUCGAAGAACGGUUUUAUGGUGGCAGUGUGUCAGUCAUAACAAACACCGAAAAAGAAGGAUCGAUCGUCCGAGUGUAUGUGGCAAUACUGCGAUACUCCGCCGAAGUAUGCAAGGUCCAACAGUCGAACAAGGGAAAAGACAUCAUGGAAAGCAUAACAGCUGUAACAAGCAAGCAACUCGCGCAGCUCAAGACCUCAAUCAAGGAAGAGGAGUCUUGCCUGCAUCUUUGGCUGCUGCUGGACCAGCACCUGCAUCGAAAAGCCAAAGCAGAGGCCAUCCUGAGUGACAUCGACAGAUUAAUGAUGGAUGUCAAAAAAGUGCAUGAAGCGGUUGCCAUGUUAAAUCUGCCUUUCGCUGAAGGCGUAAUUUUCGGCUCCUUUAUGGAUCAAUAUGAGGACGAAUGCCUUCCUGGAAUGCGAACAGAACUGCUCGAACAGGUGAAGGAUUGGGGGAGGUCGAGUGACAGAUGCAUAUUCUGGCUGAGCGGAAUGGCAGGUACCGGCAAGUCCACUAUUGCAAGGACAGUAGCACGAUCGCUUAAGGAGGAUGGCACUCUUGGCGCGAGUUUCUUUUUCAAAAGAGGCAGGGGAGAUCGGCGCUCGGCUGCAAAGUUUUCCCCAACAAUUGUGAAGCAAUUAGCCGUCCACAUUCCUCAAAUGAUCACUGGGAUUCGAAGAGCUAUAAAGGAUGAUCCUGCUAUUGCCAAUAAAACGCUUCCGGAACAGUUUGACAAACUUAUAUUGCAGCCACUACUCGCCGUCGAUCAGGGUCAAGCUGUGUCUUCCACUCUGGUUGUCAUUGAUGCUCUCGACGAGUGUGAACCAAAGGAAGACGCGAACAUGAUCCUUACUCUGUUAGCCAAGGUUGUGACAGCAACAAGUAUGCCAAUCCAAUUGUUCUUAACAAGCCAGCCAGAGCAGCCUAUUCACUUCAAAUUUGAACAAAUCGGCGAGAGGCAUUAUCAACACACUCCCUUGCAUAAAGUGGAUGAUGGUUUGACCAAGCAUGAUAUCACUCUGUAUCUCACGGAAAAAUUCACUGAAAUACAACAAAAUCCCGAGCAUAAUCUUCCUCCAGCCUGGCCUGGCGAGGAACAAAUUGAAACUUUGGCAACAAGGGCUGCUCCGCUCUUCAUCUUUGCAGCCACAGAGUUUCUCACUACCUCAUCGGGAUACAAGCUGGAUGACACAUACCGGCCAGUUUUGAAACAGCUCCUGGUCAAAGAUAAAAGUGAUAGGGACAAGCUGAUUGCAGAGUUCCAGAAAAUCAUCGGUGUGAUCAUUCUUCUCGCUAGUCCGCUUUCGCUGAGUUCUCUUGCAGAACUGCUUGAGCUGCAGGAACGCAAAAUCAGCAUCCGGCUACGCUCCUUUCAUUCAGUUUUGACCAUACCUAGCGAUCCCAAUCUACCCAUACAGACCGUCCAUUCGUCCUUUCACGAUUAUCUGCUGGAUGACGCGACGAAAAAAGAUAUGAAAAUAUCCCACUUCUGGGUCGAUAAAGGGGAGAAGCAUGAGCUCAUAACUAGACAAUGUCUUAGUGUCAUGGGCUGUUAUCUCAAAAAGAAUAUUUGCGAGUUAGAAAGUUAUGGGAAAAGCCGAGCUGAGAUAGACCCUACCACUAUGGCAAGAUUCCUGCCGCCUGUCCUUCAGUACGCCUGUCGUUAUUGGGUUUACCAUCUCACCCAAAGCUCGGCACCAGCAAGGAAGCUCAACCAAGUGCUCCUUUUCCUGAAAGAGCACUAUCUUCAUUGGCUGGAGUCGAUGAGUAUUUUAGGGCUGAUAUCCGAAACCAUAAAUGCUGUGGAUGCUUUGCUUCAAUUGACCAAGGACAUAUCCAAUAAUGCGGUAUAUUUUUUUCUCUCAGAUGCUCGCAGAUUUAUCUUCAAAUUUGCAAACAUCGUUGACACGGCACCGCUGCAGCUGUACAGCUCUGGCCUGGUUUUUGCGCCGCAAAAAGCACUGAUCAGGAGGAAUUUUGAGGCAGAGCUCCCUGAUUGGUUAUCUAGAGGCCCAAGAGUGGAAGAAAUCUGGAGUCCAGAAUUGCAAACCUUGGAGGGCCAUUCUAGUUGGAUUCACUUCAAACAAACCUCGGAUCUUAUGAUAUCCAAGUCUGGCAUCAAGGCUUCUCAUCAAAUUCUUCCGAAAGAUCUGAAAUAA